AUGGCGCUUGAUGACUUUCAGAGAUCAGAAGACGAAGACAGGAUCGGUGAUCUCCCUGACCCUCUUCUCUCUCACAUUCUUUCUUUUCUCCCCGCCAAAGAAGCUGCAAGAACCACCAUCUUAUCCAGCCGAUGGAAGUUCCUGUUAUCCUCAAUCCCUAAUCUCGACUUCGACGACUAUUCUGCAACCCGGUGCUGGGACUUUAGAAGGGUUGCGAGAAAAUUGGAGGGUAGUUUUGUGGAUUUCAUUUACAGAGUGUUGGCUCUGCGUGGUUCAUUCCACAUAAAUCGAUUUCGUCUUCAUUGUCUCGCUGAUUACGAUAAUCCGCAUGUGAAUACAUGGGUGUGUGCUGCUAUGAUCCAUAAUGUUAAAGAACUGCAACUUGAAUUUCAGAUUGGUGAAGCAUAUGAUUUCUUCUUCAGACGCUGGAGGACUACGUCAUAUCUGCUGCCUUCUCAUCUUUUUACAUGUCCAACCCUAGUUUCUCUAACAUUGAAUGUGUGUGGGUUGCAACUCGAUGUUCCUCCUAAAGUUUGUUUUCCGAGUCUCAAGACCCUUAAUCUCAAAUCUGUGACGCUUCUUGAUGAGGCCCAAAUCAAGAAGCUCUUCUCCGGCUGCCCUGUGCUUGAAGAUUUGCGCAUGGCCAGCUGCCCCACGGCAAAUGUUUUGGAAAUUUCAAUUCCCACGCUUAAGAAGUUGAGAUUAUCUUCUGUUUUAUGUCGAUGUCGUCAUCUUGUGGUUGAUGCUCCAUGCCUUGAAUACUUAAAAUGCAGUGGGCUCGUGUAUGAACAACGCUGCACUAUGAGGAAUCAAAACUCUCUGGUCGAAGCUCGUAUCAAAUUCGUAGUUGACUAUUACAUAAAUGUGGCUGAGAAAGUAAGCAGCCUUCUUGAAGCUGUCUCUAAUGUUCAGAUUCUUCAUCUAUUGGGUCAUGCCCCAGAAUUUUGCAUGGGUGUUCUUCAUUCCAAUGUGGCCUGCCUGCCUACAUUUCUCAACUUGACCCGUUGGGAGCUCGAUGCUCCCCUUGUCUACAUGGAUGCGUGGGAUCUACUACCACGACUACUAGACAGUUCACCUCAUCUGCAAGUGCUCGUCUUUCCAAAUGGUUUCUUUCAUAUGGAUGGGGAUGAGAAGUGCCCCCUAGAGCAUAAGCCCGGUUGCCCCUCGCUUGAUAGUCACAAAUAUCUCUUGAAAGAUAAGAGUUUAUUUGAUGUUAAUGGGAAUGAGAACCGCGGGCCGAAGCAUGUGCCUAGUUGCCUAUGCGGGCCGAAGCAUGUGCCGAGUUGCCUAUCAUUAACCCUUCAAGAAAUAGAGAUUGGUGCAUUCGCAGGAAAGAAAGAGGAAGUCAAGUUGGUCGAAUAUUUUUUAAAGAGCGCAAAAGUAUUGAAAAAGAUGACGAUAAAUUCUUUUAUCUCCUUAGAGAUGGAGUCGCCUAUGUUAGAGAAAUUAUUAAAUUUCCCAAGACUCUCAAGAACCUCUCAGAUCAUUCUCACCCAUAAAACAUAUAAAAGGAAAAAGAUAAAGACAUAUGAUCCAUGGUGUGAAUGUCUUGUGCUAGAAGGAAAGUAA
Messenger RNA from Malania oleifera, 1569 nucleotides. RefSeq names its product F-box protein At4g22280-like. Bases 1 to 1569 code for a protein of 522 amino acids. Lineage: Eukaryota; Viridiplantae; Streptophyta; Magnoliopsida; Santalales; Ximeniaceae. The record is from RefSeq and is a predicted model, not a curated record. Gene Ontology annotation, molecular function: protein binding. The transcript has 4 exons.